Quercus lobata is the source of this 459-nucleotide messenger RNA. RefSeq lists its product as uncharacterized. The coding region runs from base 1 to 459 and encodes 152 amino acids. The transcript has a single exon. Lineage: Eukaryota; Viridiplantae; Streptophyta; Magnoliopsida; Fagales; Fagaceae. The record is from RefSeq and is a predicted model, not a curated record.
AUGGCGGGAGAGCCUAGGAAACGCAACCCGAACUUAUACUGCCAUUAUCAUCAGGAUCAUGGGCACACGAUGGAUAACUGCAGGAAUUUAUGGGACCACUUGGAACAGUUGGUCCGUGAAGGGAAAUUAAAACAACUCUUGCAUCACUCCAGUGGAAGGGCGAGCCAAGCAGGUUCAGAGGUGCGCGGGGACGCUUCAUCAAGACUUCCCCUGGGUACGAUUAACGUUAUCUUUGUGGCCCCGGGGAGGACUGGGUCUUGCUCCGCUAGAGUGUUGUCGGUGUCCCGAUCCCUGGGCGAGGGUCAUUCCCAAGCAUUGAAGAGAGCCAAGAAGCGUGUCCCCCUGAUUUUAGGCUUUUCAGAUGAGGAUACGGUUGGGACCAUACAGCCCCAUGAGGAUGCUUUGGUGGUAACGUUGAGGAUCUGUGGGUACGAUGUCAGAAGAGUGAUGGUUGAUUAG